GACCCUCAAACUCCCCCUCUCCCCCCCCCCAGGUCGCAUCGGGGUCGCCGCCGUCACGGCCGGCCCCGGGGUCACCAACGCGGUGACGGCCGUGAAGAACGCCCAGAUGGCCGAGUCCCCCCUGCUGCUGCUGGGAGGGGCGGCUGCCUCGCUGCAGAAGGGCCGUGGUGCUCUGCAGGACAUCGAGCAGCUCUCUCUGUUCCGGACCCUCUGCAAGGUCUCCGUGUCCGUGGGAACCGUGCGGGAAAUCGUCCCCACCCUGCGCGGGGCCAUCGCCGCCGCACAGAGCGGGACCCCCGGCCCCGUGUUCGUGGAGCUGCCCAUCGAUGUGCUGUACCCCUUCCACCUGGUGCAGAGGGAGCUCGGGGGGGCCCGCGGGCCCCGGGGGCUGCGCGGGAAGGUCGUGCACUGGUACCUGCAGAAUUACCUGCACAACCUGUUUGCGGGGGCCUGGGAGCCCCGGGACGUGACCCCCCUGCCCGUCACCGUCCCCGAGGCCACCCCGGAACAG
Messenger RNA from Neopelma chrysocephalum (saffron-crested tyrant-manakin), 511 nucleotides. RefSeq names its product ilvB acetolactate synthase like (gene ILVBL). Gene Ontology annotation, cellular component: acetolactate synthase complex. The transcript is spliced from 4 exons. Gene Ontology annotation, molecular function: thiamine pyrophosphate binding; acetolactate synthase activity; flavin adenine dinucleotide binding. Lineage: Eukaryota; Metazoa; Chordata; Aves; Passeriformes; Pipridae. The annotation marks the transcript as partial. Gene Ontology annotation, biological process: L-valine biosynthetic process. The record is from RefSeq and is a predicted model, not a curated record.